Messenger RNA from Schistocerca piceifrons (Central American locust), 1644 nucleotides. RefSeq names its product protein sneaky (gene snky). Lineage: Eukaryota; Metazoa; Arthropoda; Insecta; Orthoptera; Acrididae. The record is from RefSeq and is a predicted model, not a curated record. Bases 1 to 1644 code for a protein of 547 amino acids. The transcript is spliced from 10 exons. Gene Ontology annotation, cellular component: membrane.
AUGCGGUGCGUGUGCGCGCUUUGCCUGCCUGGCGCGUGUGGGAGGGCGGGCCUGGACGUCCUGCGCGUGGCGCUGCUGUGCUGGGCCGUGGAGGGCCCGCUGCAGGGGAUGGCCUACUCGGCGGGAGAGCUGGCGCGCACCUUCUCCUGCUCGGCCGCACUCGCCUACAACCUGACCAGCACGCGCGUCCACCUCAUGGUGGCGCCCUUCCAGCAGGCGCUCCUCUCCACCAAGGUGGACACUAACGACGCGCGGCGCGCCCUGGGAUCUGUGCGGGGCGUCGUGGAGCCACUGCGCGCAGAGUUGGAGGGCGGCGUCGUUCCUCUGGAGCACAACGACUACCUGGACGAGCUGCAGAAGAGACCGAAGCGAUCCACGGAUACGGGGGAGAGCCCAGACGGCGCUGGCACCAGCGUCGAGGCCAAGUACGCGGAGCGGCUGGCGGGGCGCUGCCGGCAGCAACUGGAGCGCGGCGCGGACCGCUGCCGCGGCAUGUUCCAGGGCGCCUACGACCGCUGCUACCGCACCGUCUCCUGGAUCGCCGCCUGGCUGCUCUGCUGGCCCAUGAAGCUCACCUUCUUCUGCAACAUCGCGCAGGGUAACCAGCCCUCCGGCCACAUUUCUAAUAUGGAGAAAACACUGAGCAACUUUCGGACUCUAUUUGCACAGAACUACCAUGAGCGUUACUUGGCGGACGUGCGCUGGGACAACUGGCGGGUGACAGCCUACUUCCGGUUGGUGGACGCACGCCGGCGCGCCAAGGGGCGCCAUCCGCUGCUGCCUCUGCGACCCGUGGAGAAGACACGCAUGCACCCUCGCUCCAGUCCACAGCUUGUACGCCGGACAUUCAUGCUACUGCUUGAAGUGCUGGCCAUGAGUGUGCUGGUUCUGAUGGACAGGCUAAUGUAUGAGAUCCUGUCUCUCAUCAGCAGGCAUGCACUUAUCCACUACACACAGACAGGGUCUCAUGACAUGAGCAUUGAAGUAAAAGGAACUGGCCUAAUUGCCAAGAUAGUGAGAUCUAUAGUAAAAGGUUUUAACAUCAAGAAAAGAGUUAAAUAUUUUACUAGCAAUGAAGCCUGCCUUCCUGUUCCAAAGAAGCCAAAUAUUUAUAUUAUAUGCAAGAUAUAUGGCACUUAUUUUGCUAUGUGGGUGAUUAUUCUAGUCAGUUCAUACAUCAACCGAUUCCAGAGUGUAAUCUGUGCAUAUUUUUAUCCCAAGCAAGAGAAGAGGAGAAUUUUGUUCCUUUACAAUGAAACACUGAAAACUAGAGCUGGCAUUCUACAACACAUGAAAGCUACCAUUAAACAUCAAGCAAGAAUAAAACAAAUGGAGGUCUCACAGUGCAAUAUACUCACAGUGAUGCGCAUUCGAUAUCCGAAGUACUGUUCAUGGCUUCAGAUCUUCCCUGCAGCUCGAAGGCGCUGCAUGAUAUGUCAACAGAAAGAGUCUAGACCUAGGAAAGGGCCUUCCUUUAUUUACUGUACAACACCAAACUGCUACACUGUACAUUGCCCAGACUGCUGGAAUGAUGUGGGAAAAGUUUGUUUUGCUUGUUACUAUCUAAGUGGCUCUGCUUCCAGUUCAAACAGUGAUGAUGAUACUCAUGUUCAUGGAAAUGCUGAAAUGGACUCUGAUGACUGA